AGUGCGCUCAGCUGACUGGAGGGAGGGGCUAGCAUUUAGCAUUUAGCUGUUGUUGUUAGCUCCGCGUGCAGUGUGUGUGUAUGGUCCCUGUAGAUCUCAGGGAUUCGAACCCUCAGUGCAACAUGUCUCGGUUCAGCUCGGACGUGGAGGACGAGCCGGACACACCGCUGCUCCACCGGGGACACGAGGACAAAGUGCACAGAGCUCCAGUGUGCUGCUCCUCGCGCUAUGGCCUGGCCCUGCUCUCCUCUUACGGCUUCUUCGUGGUCUAUUCUCUGAGGGUGAACCUCAGCGUGGCCAUGGUGGACAUGCUGAACAUCACCCACCAGGCCGACGCCAACCACAGCGGCACAGUGUGUCCGGCUCAUGCAAACCCUGCACGGCCCAAACACAACCACACGGCCAGCGUGUACGACUGGGACUCGGAGACGCAGGGCUGGAUCCUGGGCUCCUUCUUCUACGGCUACAUCCUGACUCAGAUCCCCGGCGGCAUCCUGGCCGGCCGCUACGGACCCAAGUGGCUGAUGGGCUUCGGAAUCCUGGGAACUGUGGUGUUUACACUGCUCACCCCCGUGGCUGCCGACUUGGGUGCAAGCUAUCUCAUUGCUGUCAGGGUGCUGGAGGGCAUCGGAGAGGGAGUCACGUUUCCUGCGAUGUACACCAUGUGGGCGGCGUGGGCCCCCCCGCUGGAGAGGAGCCGGCUGCUCACCAUCUCCUACAUCGGAGCCCAGCUGGGGACGGUGAUAUCUCUUCCUCUGUCUGGUGAAAUCUGCUUCUACCUCGACUGGACCUACAUCUUCUACCUGUUUGGUGCUAAUGGUCUGCUGUGGUUCAUCUUGUGGGCGUUUCUGGUCUUCGACAGUCCCAACACUCACCCACGGAUCUCAGAGCGGGAGAGACUCUACAUCACCAACUCACUGAAGAACGAGCUGUCCACAUCUGCAGGCCACAUCCCCUGGAGAGCCAUCGUGACCUCCAGGCCUCUGUGGGCCAUCGUCGUGGCUCACUUCUCCUACAACUGGACCUUCUACACCCUCCUCACCCUGCUGCCCACCUACAUGAACGACAUCCUGGGAUUCAGCAUCCAGCAGAAUGGUUUCCUCUCCGCUCUGCCCUACCUGGGCUGUGCGGUGUUCGCGGUGCUGAGUGGGCAGAUUGCAGACUACCUGAGGGAAACCUGCCGGACGCCCACGGUCACCGUCAGGAAGGUGUUCUCCCUCCUCGGUAUGAUCGGGCCGGCCGUGUUCCUGGUGGCUGCUGGUUACACCGGCUGUGACUACGUCCUGGCGAUCACCUUCCUCACCAUCUCCUCCGCUCUGGGUGGAGUGUCGGCCUCUGGAUUCAACAUCAACCACCUGGACAUCGCCCCUUCGUAUGCUGGGAUUCUGCUGGGAAUCACAAACACCUUUGCCACCAUCCCUGGCAUGGUGGGACCAGUCAUCGCAAGAGCCCUCACCACAAAUAACACCAUAGAGGAAUGGCAGACGGUCUUCUACAUCGCUGCCUCCAUCAACCUGGUCGGAGCGUUGUUCUACACCGUGUUCGGCCGGGGGACGGUGCAGCCCUGGGCCGUCCACACGUCCCUGCCUCUUCACGGGGACUGAGGCGGAGGACGAGCUCCGGACUUGGACGUGGGACGAUGACGGUUAUUCGGACAGACAAAUCACAAUCGAGGGUUUAUUACAGAUAGUCGGGCGGCGCUGCUAAUUCUCAAAGCUCAGUAACAGUGAGGAAGAGCCUUGAUUGUUUUUCUGUGGAUGUGGGUCGUGACCAACCUGCAGUGACAGAAGCAGAUUUGCACUUUGAGUUCAGCAGAAAUGUUUUGGAGACGAAAUAACAAAUUGAGCCAAGUCAAAGAAACACUGUUCAGCGUCUCAGCAUGAGGGUCAGCUCUGUUAUUAACUAGUUAGAUAAGAGAAUCCUUUCAGUUUAGAUAGUUCAAGCUUGAUGAGUAUAUCGUGAUGAACAAGCUGUGAAACACAAAGGAUCCCACUUCCUUUACUUUGUGGUUUCCAGGGUUCCCAGUUAAAACCAAAUUAUUCCUCUCACUUGUUAUUUCUGCUCGAGCUCUUUUACCCGUCUUGAGUUUUAUUGCCAGAGUGAAAGUCCACACUCUUCAGAAGGACGUUGUCUCACACUUUUACAUGUACAGUUUGGGAUAACACAAAAGCUGCUACACUACAACCCUUAAGGAGGUGCCAGUAAUGCCUCGUUCACAGGAGCCAAACGUUGGUUCUUCACUUAUCGUCACCAGAUGAAUACGUGACGACCGCAGCCAAUGACUCAGAAAGUCUGAACUUUGUUUAAAUGUUAAAACGGUUAAAAAUGUUUUCUUUAGAACAACAAACGUGUCAUCUCCAACCAGGUGGAUACGGUCUUUUUGUUUUAGAUGACGGCUGCACAGCACAAAUGCCUUAAAGUGACACCUCAUUAUAUUAUAUCAAAGCUUUUUGUCUUUAACGAGCCUCUUUGUAUAUUACUUCAAUACACUUUGAAGUAAUAUACGAAGGCAACUGGACUUGAGAUCCUUCAAGAUGUUUUUUCCCCCCCUCAGUCUUUUUUUUAACCAUUUCUUUGUAUGUACUUGCUCAGACGUGGCAGUAAAGGGAUUUUGUGUGUCCACCAGUGUGUGUUGUCUUCUCAAGUUUAGUAGCAGCCCUGAGUUAAAGCCACUGGAAAGGGCCGGUCAUGACUUUCCAGUCUGUAACACUAAGAUGAUGUUAAGCUGCAGGUGUAACCAAAGGGAAAGAAAGAGGUUUCUGACGGACACAGCCUCGUUUCAUUCACAGGAGUUUGGGCCAAUUCUCAGGUAUCGUGAAACCGGGACUAGAGAGAUCCGGUUUUCUCCCAUAGGUUUUGACCACAGAGACAAAAAUUAAGUUCUGGAGCACAAGUAGCAAGAUCGUCCCAUUUCAAAAUGGAAAUGUCCUCGUGCCUUAUUCCAUUAUCUUAAAAGGGAUCGGACAGUUCAGGUGUUUUAUUGUUUCCUUCUGUUCUCUGCUCUUUUCUUACUUCAGUUUUACAUUCAUGUUGAGAUUAAAGGGACUUUUGUAUGAUAUGCUGUAAAUAAACUACACCAAGUGAAAUCAAUGUAAACUUCACCCUGGGAACCUCCCAGAGAGAACGUCUUAAUUCAGUGUCAUGUUCUGUAAAUACUUCAUCAUAUAAAAGCUAGGCUUCAAUCUCA
Platichthys flesus (European flounder) is the source of this 3187-nucleotide messenger RNA. RefSeq names its product solute carrier family 17 member 5 (gene slc17a5). The record is from RefSeq and is a predicted model, not a curated record. Gene Ontology annotation, biological process: monoatomic anion transport; transmembrane transport. Bases 81 to 1604 code for a protein of 507 amino acids. Gene Ontology annotation, molecular function: transmembrane transporter activity. NCBI's taxonomy places the organism in Eukaryota, Metazoa, Chordata, Actinopteri, Pleuronectiformes, Pleuronectidae. The transcript is spliced from 11 exons.